GCCUCUCGUUCUCGCCUCUCUGUGAGCCACCAGCUUCCGGUAAUGUGUUCUGGACGCACACGCUACCUGCUGAUACGUACAUAAACCUCGGCGAAAAGUGUCAUUGCAACGCAACAGUGGAGGUUGCGGAGAGAUCUGAGAUAUACCUUCUGCUCCUUCCCUGGGGUGAUGGAGACGAGGAAACUUCUCCUCCUCGUUGCACUCUUUCAUGUCUUCUCCUCUGCAAUCUUGACAGAGUCGCAGUCCAUGAUUGGAAUCAACUACGGGCAGGUGGCGGACAACCUCCCGCCGGCGUCGGCCACUGCGCAGCUCCUGCAGUCUACCACCAUCUCCAAGCUCCGCCUCUACGGCGCCGAUGCCGCCAUCAUACAAUCCCUCGCCGGCACCGAUAUCUCCUUAGUCCUCGGCGUGUCCAACUCCGACAUCCCUUCCCUCGCCUCCGAUCCGUCUGCGGCCGCCAACUGGGCUGCCGUCAAUGUUCUCCCCUACGUCCCUAGCUCCUCUAUCUCCGUCGUGUCUGUCGGCAACGAGGCCAUCAACUCCGGCGACCCCUCCCUCGCGUCGGGUCUCCUCCCCGCCAUGCAGAACCUCCGCACCGCCCUCUCCGCUUCCGCCGCUGCAGCUAGCGUCAAAGUCUCCACCGUCCACUCCAUGGCCGUGCUCGCCCAGUCCGACCCCCCUUCCUCCGGCGCCUUCCACCCCGACUUUGCCGCCUCCCUCACCGGGGUCCUGGGCUUCCUGCGCGAUGCCGGGUCGCCCUUCAUGAUCAACCCCUAUCCCUUCUUCGCGUACCGCAGCGACCCGCGGCCGGAGACGCUAGCGUUCUGCCUCUUCCAGCCGAACCCCGGUCGCCUGGACGCGGGGUCGAAGCUCACGUACACCAACAUGUUCGACGCGCAGGUGGACGCCGUGCGGUCGGCGCUGGACGGUCUGGGGUUCCCGGAGGUUGAAAUCGUGGUGGCGGAGACGGGGUGGCCCUACCGAGGGGACCCUGACGAGGUGGGGACGACGGUGGAGAACGCCAUGGCCUUCAACGGGAACCUGGUGGCCCACCUCCGGUCACUGGCGGGGACGCCGCUCAUGCCCGGGCGCUCGGUGGAGACGUACAUCUUCGCGCUCUACGACGAGGACCUCAAGUCCGGCCCCACCUCCGAGCGCUCCUUCGGCCUCUACCGCGCCGACCAGACCAUGAACUACGACGCCGGCCUCGCAAAGCCCAGCUCGUCGAUCUCCAACACGGCGAGCGCGUCGCCGGGGUGGACGCAAUCGGCCGAGACGUGCGUGCCGGUGGUCACCGUGCAGGCGAGAGUUGAGGGCCGUCCGAUGCAGUCCGGGGAGCGGUGCUACCUUCCAAGCGCCGUCGGAUCCCCUGCGGUGAUGGGUCUGCUCUUCCAGUACGUUGCGGUGAUGCUGCUGCUAACGUAGCGCGAAUUCGGAGACGGGUUGUUCCAAAUGUAGUGGUUUCAGUGAGCACAAACGGUCCAAUGUUCCGAUGGCUGAUGUCAUUUCUGCAACGGGUUCAGUUUACCCUUUCGCCGUGUGAA
This is a messenger RNA of Musa acuminata subsp. malaccensis (wild Malaysian banana), 1544 nucleotides long. Its product is annotated as glucan endo-1,3-beta-glucosidase 7. The record is from RefSeq and is a predicted model, not a curated record. NCBI's taxonomy places the organism in Eukaryota, Viridiplantae, Streptophyta, Magnoliopsida, Zingiberales, Musaceae. Gene Ontology annotation, cellular component: plasma membrane. Gene Ontology annotation, molecular function: hydrolase activity, hydrolyzing O-glycosyl compounds. Gene Ontology annotation, biological process: carbohydrate metabolic process.